UGGAAAAGAAAGAAAUAAAAAUUGGAAACCUGAUGGAGAGGCAAUUUAGACAUUUAUGCUCUGGUUGCUGCACGUCACCUGCUAUUCCGAUCUCCCGCUUACAAAGAUAAAUUAAACGGGUUAUUCCUUGACUGGUUUGGAUUAACUAGUAAAUACAAUAAUUCAAUUUUAGAGUUUUGGGCGAUGGAGUGUGGUAUUACGGUGAUGUUUGUCCUUCGUCCCGUAGUUGCAGUGGCGUUGGUUAUCUCUCUCAUCAUCUUAGGAUGGGUUGGCGCGUGGAAGUUAGUCCUGGUACAUGUUCCCCUUGUGCAGGAGCUCACAAAGACAAAGGGGAAGAGCACAAAGAAAGCUCCACAACCACAGCCACUGCCACUGCCCCGCCUUUCGCGCUUUCUCCUCCGCUCUCAUACGCGAGGCCCUGUUCAUUUUCCAAGAGAAGCUGAAGGUUAAACUGCCUCCUGCAGAAUUUUCUGACCAAUCUGUGGAUAUCAUACUGGUUGGUUAUUGGAGAUUUUGCUGUGAUGUAAUCGAGAAUUCGUGGGUUUGAUGGUAUCUUGAGUUUCAAAGUGGUUUGCAUGGAAGGUGAAGUUAAUUCUGCAACUUCAAACAAAGUUGUUGAGGCUUGUGCCGCUGUUGUCUCAAGUACAUUCAAUUUAGUAGUUGAUUUUAUGAAUGACUCCUUCAUAUUAAUAAUGUUGCCUUUUGGAACAACAUUAUUGAACCAAAAUGAUUGAGAACUUUGGUGCUCAUGAAUAUCCAGUGUAUUGAUAUUUAUUGUGAAAAACCAAGAUAGUGGAAAUGACUUCCUAGAAUGUCAUGUACAAUAGAUGUGGACAAGUGAAAUUGAGAUUAGCUUUUCUUUGUGUUUU
Messenger RNA from Cryptomeria japonica (Japanese cedar), 869 nucleotides. RefSeq lists its product as uncharacterized. The record is from RefSeq and is a predicted model, not a curated record. NCBI's taxonomy places the organism in Eukaryota, Viridiplantae, Streptophyta, Pinopsida, Cupressales, Cupressaceae. The transcript has 3 exons. Bases 184 to 450 code for a protein of 88 amino acids.